Messenger RNA from Cylicocyclus nassatus, 3234 nucleotides. The record is from the annotation of a GenBank genome assembly. Lineage: Eukaryota; Metazoa; Nematoda; Chromadorea; Rhabditida; Strongylidae.
AGUGCGUCUCUGCGCGGAGACGCAGCCGCUGGAAUGUGGCGAGCGCGCGCGGUCGUCGCCGCGGCGGCAGUGUAGGGCGGAAGAACGUGUUCGAGCGGCCAACUAGCGCCAACCACACCACGUCUUCUUCUUCUUCUUCUACUUCGUCGUCGUCGUCGUUCGCUUCUUCCCGACUUCGCUUCACUAUUCGACGUCUCAUAGUGACCCGACGGCCAUGCCAUGCGCGCCAACGGACACCGCGUUGAAAGCAAUCUGCAGGAUGUGCGUGUUGGUCGACAUCGCGAUAAACUUGAACUGAUUCGUGACUCUCUACGACCUUUCGAGCAGACCGGCAGCGAUGCUUCUGCUGCGGCACCGGAGCAGAACAUUACGCAUGCAGAGUCGCAUUCACCCGUAGUGGAUCCAUCGGUGAAUUCUGGGAUUUUGGAGCAACAGCGUGCAAUGGUUGAUAAUCUAAUAGCACAGGGUUAUGAGCAGGACGCUGCCUACUAUGCUCUGAAGUUGGUCAAGUUUGCAAGCACAGCAGCUGCCGUCGAUGUGCUCAAACUAAUAAAUCAUGAUCAUGCGAAUAUGGAGGAGAUGAAGAAUGAGCGUCUUUUGAGCGUCCUUCCACAGUCGAAGAACUCCGCAGCUGCGAAUGGGAAUGCUCACAUGCAGAAUAAAAUGCCAAACGGGGCGUCAAACGGAAAUUUGUAUCCCAUGCAAUUUGGUAAUGUCGAGGACAGUGCAUCUUCACGUUCUACUUCUCCGUUGCCUCCUCAAAUGCCUUCGCCUACGUCUGGUGCUAUGCCACCGUUUGUAUCAUCAUCGUCUGGACAUAUGGUUCCCACCACCACAUCGUUUGUUUCAAUGGCCGGACCAUCAAGCUCAUCACCUCACUCGGGCUCUUCAAAUACAACACAGUCCAGUGGCUUGGCGAACUCUUCACAGCACAAGGCCUUGCGAAGACAAUAUACGCCCGUAACACCUGAUUACCACAGGACUCAUGUGCACAUAUCGACAACGCCUUAUGCUCAAGAUUUCUAUCAGCAGCAAGUUCGCGGUCAGCAAAACUACAAACCUUCAAUCUAUAUUGAGAGAGGCGCGGAAAGACCUGUCGGCAUGAUGAAGCAGCACUAUGUGGUGAGGGACAGCUAUAAAAAUCCACUUGAUACGUCAAUGUCGGCUCCAAUGGGACAAUCGACUUCGCAUGUGCAGAUUGGAGGUGUAUCAUCGCAUCUUGGUCGUUACGGACAGCAGCCUCAUCCUGUCAUUCGAACGACUUUCAGUGCUGCUCCUUUGAAAAGCAUGGUGAAUAUCAAUGUGUCUCCGAUUAACGCGGCUAAUGAAGCUAGAACAUAUCGCCUCGAUGUAGCUGGCAGAGAUGGUGUCUCUUCGGUGCAUGGAAUACCUGGGCAAAUCACUGGAGUCCAAAACAUCAUGGUUGACCCAGAUGUUGCUCAUCGCGGUUAUAUCGGCUAUGAAGAUGAACUACGUCCCAAACACCCCGCCACUGAUGUGACACCUUCAACAUCGAACGAUCAGCCGAUGAGACAUGAUCGAUUGGAACGUGCCUAUGGAUUAUCUUCGCAUCACGCUUCAUCUAGAAAUGAGACAUCUCAACCUUCGGUAGUUCGAUGCACUUCGCCCUUGCCUGAAUCCAUAUCGAAUCGGCUAAAGCAACAAAAAUAUGAGAAAUAUGUGAAGCCAUGUAGACCGCGAAUGUUUUGCUUCUUCAUGGAACAACAUGUGGAACGUCUCUUAGCACAAUAUAAAGAAAGGAUGAAGCGAGCGCAUCAGUUGCAACGAGAAAUGGAAGCUGCGAAUCUGCCGGAGUCGAUGAAACAAAAGAUGCUCGAUUUCUUGCAGCAGAAGGAGUCCAGGUAUAUGCGUUUGAGACGUCAAAAGAUGAACAAGGAUAUGUUUGAAGUACUGCAGCACAUCGGUGUCGGAGCUUUCGGUCGUGUCUCACUUGUGAAGAAGAAGGACUCUGGUCAAGUAUACGCCAUGAAAAGCUUGUUGAAGAAGGAUGUCAUUAUGAAACAGCAGGCCGCGCACGUGAAAGCGGAGAGAGAUAUUCUUGCCGAAGCGGAUUCACCAUGGAUUGUAAAGUUGUUCUUCUCAUUCCAAGAUGAUCGAUGCCUAUAUUUUGUGAUGGAAUAUGUACCGGGCGGUGACAUGAUGCAAUUACUAAUAAACAAGGGAAUUUUUGAGGAAAAACUAGCACGCUUCUACAUAGCCGAGCUGACCUGCGCUAUAGAAUAUGUUCAUUCACUGGGUUUCAUUCAUCGUGACAUCAAGCCGGAUAAUAUAUUGAUAGAUCAGCAAGGUCAUAUAAAGCUGACUGAUUUUGGGCUAUGCACCGGAUUACGCUGGACCCAUGACCGAAGAUAUUAUGGCCCUGAAAAUGAUUCUGAGCCCUCCCAUAUGAGAGUCGAUUCGUUUUCGCUUCCUCCUGAGGUUGCGGCUAUGGAGCAGAACAUGAAGGUCUUGAACGUUCGCCAUCACAAGAAACGUGAUCAAGCGCAUUCUGUUGUGGGGACUGGUAACUACAUGGCGCCGGAAGUCAUAUUAAAGAUUGGUCACACACAGCUUUGCGACUGGUGGUCAGUUGGUGUCAUACUGUACGAAAUGGUUUUUGGUAGACCUCCGUUUAUGUCCGUUGCUGAUGAUCCGAAAGAAACUCAGUACAAGAUUAUUAAUUGGCCACGAUAUCUUGACGUAUCACCGCGAGCCGGAGGCGCUCAUCUUUCGCGUGACUGCAUCUCACUUAUACAGCGUCUAUGCUGUGACAAAAAUAAUAGAAUAGGGUCAGUUGGGGCGCGAGAAGUGAUGGACCAUCCCUGGUUUAGAGGCAUUGAUUUUAAAAAUUUGCGAUCUACACGGGCUGAAUAUAUACCGAGAGUUGAGCACGCUGAAGAUACGUCCAACUUCGAGACUGUUGAGGUAACCGAGUCACCUUUCGAAACCUUGGGCAAAAGGGCUCCAAAUAACCCGGCUUUCUACGAGUUCACUUUUCGUCACUUCUUUGACACCGAUGGCCAAGGUUGCCCAAGUCUUCGACCACCACAGAAACGUCCACCACUUGCCCCAUUGUUUGAAAGCACUGGAGCGAGGCAUGAGACAAAGAAUAAAAGGAAGAUGAGAUGGAUGAGGCAAGUCUCAUGUCUAGUUCAUGUAGUUUUUUUUUCAUUAGUCAUGGAGAGGGGGUCUUAUUCUGAGAUUGAAUUGCCAAUAUUGAUAUAUGCAACCUGA